Molecule: messenger RNA, 2619 nt
Organism: Cucumis melo (muskmelon)
Lineage: Eukaryota; Viridiplantae; Streptophyta; Magnoliopsida; Cucurbitales; Cucurbitaceae
Product: adenine DNA glycosylase
Exons: 7
Coding region: 359-1753 (464 amino acids)
Biological process (GO): base-excision repair; mismatch repair
Cellular component (GO): nucleus
Molecular function (GO): oxidized purine DNA binding; 4 iron, 4 sulfur cluster binding; 8-oxo-7,8-dihydroguanine DNA N-glycosylase activity
Source: RefSeq, a predicted model, not a curated record
AAAGGACAUUCAUCGAAAGAAUAAUAAUAAAAGAGUGGUGUAACCUAAAAUAAAUUAAAUAUAUGAUGCUCUAGAGUGUAGAAUUGUUAUUCACUUCUAGCUUUGACACCCCAUAUCGAUGUCAAACUUGUAUUUCCCGCCCCAAUCAGGUGAUUUUCUUCUAACCUUUCUGCAUUUAUUAUGGACCAAGUCCUCGUACAUCGCUACAUCUUCCAUCCAUAGUCGUUUCUCAUUUCUUCUUGCGCCUUCUCUUUGGUCAGCAACUUUCUCUUCAUCUACAAUUUUUCUGCUUUGCCAAAUUUGAAGUUGUGGGCGAUUACUGACGAGUAAUCGGAGUAGUGGGUCGGGCUGUUGCAGUAUGAGCGACGGAGAAAAGAAUGAGAACGAGGAGAAUGUGAAGAAAAAGACUGACUUUCGUCGGAAAAAGAAACCCACGACGAAACGGAAACGCCGGAGCCGAAGUCCGUCUAAAAGUGAAGCAGUUGUUGACAUUGAAGAUAUUAUGUUCAGCAUAGACAAUGUUCAGACAAUCAGGGCCUCGCUAUUGGAUUGGUACGACCGUAGCCGCAGGGACCUUCCAUGGAGGAGCUUGGACAAAGGGGAACCUGAAACACGGGCUUACGGUGUGUGGGUUUCAGAAAUAAUGCUGCAGCAGACCAGAGUUCAGACCGUCGUCCAAUUUUACAACCGUUGGAUGCUUAAAUGGCCUACCGUUCAACAUCUCUCUCGUGCUUCUCUUGAGGAGGUGAAUGAAAUGUGGGCAGGCUUGGGGUAUUAUAGACGAGCUCGUUUUCUUUUUGAGGGUGCAAAGAUGAUAGUCAAAGAAGGCGGUAGAUUUCCUAAAACAGUUUCUUCCCUUCGAAAAAUUCCAGGAAUUGGAGAAUACACAGCAGGGGCUAUUGCCUCUAUAGCGUUCGGUGAAGUGGUGCCUGUAGUCGAUGGUAAUGUGAUAAGGGUAAUUGCUCGAUUAAAGGCUAUUUCAGGAAACCCAAAAGACCCGAAGUUGAUCAAGCAAGUUUGGAAGGCAGCUGCUCAAUUAGUUGAUCUUUCCAGGCCUGGGGAUUUCAAUCAGGCACUCAUGGAACUUGGUGCAACUUUAUGCACUCCAACAAACCCAAGCUGCUCAACGUGCCCCGUGUUUGAUCACUGUGAGGCCCUUUCAAUCUCAAAGCGUGAUAGUUCAGUUCUUGUCACAGAUUAUCCCGCUAAGGGGAUAAAGACCAAACAAAGACAUGAUUAUUCUGCUGUAUGUGUGGUUGAGAUAUUGGAAAGUCAGGGUACAUCUGAGUUAGGGCAAUCUAGUAGAUUUCUUCUUGUCAAGAGGCCUGAUGAAGGUUUGCUUGCUGGUCUAUGGGAGUUUCCAUCUGUCUCGUUGGAUGGAGAAGCUGAUUCAAGCACAAGGAGAGAAUCCAUCGAUAGCCUAUUGAGUAAAAACUUUGGACUUGAACCAAAAAAGAAUUUUGAAAUAGUCAAUAGAGAAGAUGUUGGAGAUUUUAUCCAUGUUUUCACGCACAUCCGUCUCAAGAUAUAUGUUGAGCACUUGGUGUUAUGUUUAAAAGGUGAAGGUAGCAAGUUGUUUCGGAAACAGGAGAAGAAAUCUAUAUUAUGGAAAUGUGUAGAGAACAAGGUUAUGUCAACGAUGGGCUUGACGUCCAGUGUGAGGAAGGCCUAUGCCAUGGUCGAGAAAUUUCAGGCAGGGAAGACAUCUUCUAGUUCUAGCCGUGUACUACCCAUAAAAAAACAGAAAUCUUGAACUGCAGGAGCUCUUGACAUUUACACAAGUUUAUUUGAUGCCUUUUCCAUUCAUAGAUUGUUUUUUGGGGGAACAACAACUAUAGAUUCGAGGAUCAAACCUUUGGUCUGUAGAGAGGAAGGUAAGCUCAAUUAUCAUUGAGUUAAGUUCGCUCUAACAGUCAUGUUUUGGCUUUUCCAUGAUAAUGUUAGAAGCACAAAAGUUCAAGAAUGUGUCCAUCUAGAAUCCUUGUAAACCAAAAAUUUGAAUUCUCUGGACUUUGGUUCUAACAAUUUGAUAAAACUAAUAAGCACAGUAUAUCUAGGCUGUCAAAUAGGAUUAGUAAAUUGAGGUAUGUACUGAAGCCAGUGGCUAUGCAAGGGCGCCCAUGGAUUUUCAUAAAUGAAGAACUUGGAAUAUUGUUCAAAUGGAAUGAUAGAAGAAAACUUGGAACUUCAUCCUUUUUUGUUCCAAUGAGCAAAUGAAAGAUUUAGUGAAUUUUCUAAAUUUCUAUUAUUUGAAGCAGUCCGGAGAUUAUCCCCAUGCGAGUGGAAAAAGACAGAAGGAAGAAGGGUAUCAGAAGCAAAUGUCUUUUAUAGUCAUUCAACAGAAAAACCCUACAUGUAUGAGAAAAUUACAAAUUCUCCACUGAACAUGUAAGGAUAUUAAAUUUUAUAUAGUUAUUCAACUUUUAUUUUCUCUAUGGGGUUUGAGAUUAAACCUCCGACCUCUAGGAAAAGGAGUUAUUCAAAUAUCUUUGAGCCAAGUUUACUUUGGUCAUCUUUAAACUUAUUUUCCUUAAAGAUUGCAAUUUACCUUUGUACCAUUAAACCAAAGGAUGUACCGAUGUUCAAUGGAAAAAAAAAAGUUAUUUCCAAUUUGUUUAA